AUGAGUGGAGUAUUAGUAUCAGAUAAGGCGCGUCAUCUUUAUACAAAGAUGCGGGAGUACCCAAACUCCAAACUCUUUGAUCAAGAUGAAUUACAAACAUUAUUUGACAUCAAAAAGGGGUCUGAAUUGAUGGAAUAUUUACAAGAAUUAGUCAAUGGGAAAUAUGUCAAAAUCAGUAAAAUGGGAGAUCAAUUAAAAUUCCAAACUGUAGCUGAAGAAGAAGCUAAAAAAGUGUCAUCAAUGUCUGAUGAUGAAGCCAUGAUUUAUUCUUAUAUUGAAGCUUCCGGUCGUGAAGGGAUUUGGACUAAAACCAUCAAAGCCAAAACCAAUUUACAUCAACAUAUUGUCCAGAAAUGUUUGAAAAAUUUGGAAAAUAAUCGAUACAUUAAAAGUAUAAAAUCGGUGAAGCAUCCAACAAGAAAAAUUUAUAUGUUGUAUAAUUUGCAACCUAGUAUUGAUGUUACUGGUGGUCCAUGGUUUACUGAUUCAGAAUUGGACACGGAAUUUAUAGAGACAUUAUUAGAAGUGUGUUGGAGAUUUAUUGUUGGUAAAACCAUGUAUAUAAAGGAUGAAAAUGCCGAUACUGAAGAUAGUAACCCACUUCAAACAACAUACCAUAACCAUCAUCCAGGAGUAAAUUUGGAUCAACUUGUUGAGUUUAUAAACAAUAGUAAUAUCACUAGUGUUGAGUUGGGUAUUAAUGAUAUUAGAUCAUUAUGUGACGUGCUAAUCUAUGACGACAGAAUAGAAGAAGUUGGUGGGAAUCAAGAAAAUAGUGGGAUUUUUAAAGCCACUUGGCAAAGUAUAAUAGAUAAAGGUAACACAAUUCUACAAAACAAUUAUCAAGAUUUGAAAAAUGCUGUUUCUGAUGAUUGUCUUAAUUAUUUACAACAAAAUCAAUCCGAUUUCAGUGUUUUUCAAUACAAAUCCACUAUCCAAGAUCUUCAAGAUGAAUCAGAUCUAGUGUAUUUGGAUAGUUGGAUGAACGAGUAA
Candida dubliniensis CD36 is the source of this 993-nucleotide messenger RNA. RefSeq names its product DNA-directed RNA polymerase III subunit. The record is from RefSeq and is a predicted model, not a curated record. The transcript has a single exon. NCBI's taxonomy places the organism in Eukaryota, Fungi, Ascomycota, Pichiomycetes, Serinales, Debaryomycetaceae. Bases 1 to 993 code for a protein of 330 amino acids. Gene Ontology annotation, biological process: transcription by RNA polymerase III. Gene Ontology annotation, cellular component: RNA polymerase III complex.